Messenger RNA from Eurytemora carolleeae, 1308 nucleotides. RefSeq lists its product as uncharacterized. The transcript is spliced from 5 exons. Gene Ontology annotation, molecular function: GTP binding; GTPase activity. Gene Ontology annotation, biological process: protein localization to plasma membrane; intracellular signal transduction. The record is from RefSeq and is a predicted model, not a curated record. Gene Ontology annotation, cellular component: plasma membrane; synaptic vesicle; endosome. NCBI's taxonomy places the organism in Eukaryota, Metazoa, Arthropoda, Copepoda, Calanoida, Temoridae. Bases 1 to 1308 code for a protein of 435 amino acids.
AUGGCCGGUCCUACAGACGAAGCAACCCUUGAAAGGGUGGGUCAUGAAAGUGGGGCAGUUUCAGAAUUAAAGAAACAUUCGAAAGAAUAUUCAGUAACAGAUUCAGAUUCUAACGCAGUGACAUCAGAAUUGGAUGAUACACCUUUAAAGUCUGAUUCGAAUAAUGGUAGUUCAGACGAACCAACUACGGUUGUUCCUCAAUCCGUUGUUAAGGAUGAUUUGAACGCCUUCUGUGAACCUAUUCAAUUAAAUUCUUCUCCUAAAGAAAGCCGUGAUUUUACAGACAUUUCUCAGCCUGAAGAACAUGUUCCGGAUAUUGAAAAGGAAAAAGAACGUUUAAGUUCUAGUCAUCAAGAAGAUGACAGACUCAGUGAUACAUUUAACCCCUCCCUCCUCGGCUAUACCGCCGCCGAAAGUGUCGACGGUAGCCAUCCGGACUUUACAGACGCUCUAUGUGAUCCAGAUGAUACAGUGCAUCGAAGUUCAUCCGAGAGUUUGGAUGAAAGUAUGAGACCCCACUCAUCCCUUUUCUCUCCUCAUCCUUUUACCACAUCCACUCCACGCCCCAGAAUAUCAUCUACACCGUGUAGUGGUGCACAGCGUCCACAUGUUCCAUAUUCUGGUUCUACAGAAGGACCUUUUUCUAAUCCAGCGGCUAGCAGCAGUUCUAAAUCUUAUGAUUAUCUCUUAAAGGUUCUUUUGGUUGGUGAUAGUGACGUUGGGAAACAAGAAAUAAUAACAGGGAUGGAGGAUGGAUCUAUGGAUUCCGUGUACUGUACAUCUACAGGAGCAGCGUACAAGACAACAAUUAUUCUGAUAGACGGGAAGAAGGUUAAACUACAUAUUUGGGACACUUCAGGACAGGGCAGAUUUUGUACAAUUAUCAGGAGUUACUCCCGUGGAGCCCAGGGAAUACUUCUAGUUUACGAUAUCACCAACAGAUGGAGUUUUAAUGGAAUGGAUAGAUGGGUCAGAGAGGUAGAGGAACAUGCACCAGGAAUACCUAAGGAGCUGUGCAGGAUGGCUCUCAAACGGAACGGAAUGGAACGGCUGUGGCGGUCAAACCGCGUCCUAACACUUCAAGAGCUCUGCUGCCACGCAAUCGUCGGCCGGACUAACGGAUACGGCAUUGACAAACUUCCACUUCCUGAUGCGAUCAAAGCGAACCUGAAGAGCUAUGCAAUGACGUCUUAUCCUGUGAAACACGGAAGAAAAUCUAUGAAAGAGCGGAAAAAGCGUACAAGACCGCCAGAUGCGUCUGGUGCAAACUGCGUCAGUUUUUCCAGAAAGUCAUGCGUCAUAUCAUAA